Messenger RNA from Monosiga brevicollis MX1, 1428 nucleotides. RefSeq lists its product as uncharacterized. The coding region runs from base 1 to 1428 and encodes 475 amino acids. Gene Ontology annotation, biological process: tRNA processing. The record is from RefSeq and is a predicted model, not a curated record. NCBI's taxonomy places the organism in Eukaryota, Choanoflagellata, Craspedida, Salpingoecidae. The transcript is spliced from 4 exons. Gene Ontology annotation, molecular function: ATP binding; ligase activity, forming carbon-nitrogen bonds.
AUGGGCGGCUUGGAUGCCGUCGCGCUGCGAACCGGACUGGCGCGAUGUGGAUUACAGGAUGCCCGCAACCUUUUGGUGGCCGUUUCAGGCGGGCCAGACAGGUGCGAAUGGGACGACGCGACGAGCAUGGCAACGUGUGCGAUGUGUUGGCUGAUCGGUCAUGCGCCCGCUUGCAUCUGUAGCAUGGCGUUGGUGCACGCACUGCAUCAGCAGCAGCCUGGCCGUGUCCGGGCACACCUGGUCGACCAUCGAUUGCGCCCGGAGAGCACAGAUGAAGCGCAUCAAGUGAUGUCUGAAUUACAGCGCCACAGCAUAGUCUGCGGCAUGUCAACCCUGCAAUGGGCGGCCGCUCCACGGAGCAACACGCAGGCGCUUGCCCGAACCGAGCGCUACAACGCGCUGGUUGCUGCGGCCCACCAGCACGGCUGUCAAGCCAUUUUGACGGCUCACCAUGCUGACGAUCAGGUUGAAACCAUACUGAUGCGCAUCUGCAACCUUUCUGGCUUGGUCGGUGCCCUGGGCAUCCGUGCACGAGCACAUUGGCGGUCAGAGCGGCACGGUCUUCAAGCGCCGCUAGCCCGGCCUUUGCUGCACCUCACCAAGGCUGACUUGGUCCAGUAUUGUCAAACCAACGACGUGCGAACCGUCAACGACUGCAGCAACGACAGCGACAAAUAUGAACGCAACCGCCUUCGGUUUGCACUUGCCGCGCGCCAGCAGCAGACACCUGACACACUCGGCGAGAUGUAUGCGUUGGCUGAAAAUUGGACCGUACUACGACUGGAGCUGGAGGGAGAGGCUCGGGAGCUGGCACAGUCUGCACUGCACCACGACGUGCACCCACAAAUAUGGUCCAUUGAAUCCAAACUCGUAGCGAGGGCGCCUCGCGCCGUGCAGAUUGUGCUGAUCACGGCCUGUUUGGUCGCCGUGAGCGGGGGUCGCCAACCGGACCCCAGACAAGUGGAGGCGCUGGUCAGUACACUCGAGCAGUCGCAGCCCGUGCGUGGCCAGGUCGGGGUCGUAUCGUUUGAACGUCAGGGCUCCAAUCACGCGCUCCACCUGUGGCGGUCGCCUUUACGGGCUGAUUUCGAGCCCCUGACCAUCCAGUCACCGACCCCAGCUGCCUGGUAUUGGGACGGGCGAUUUCGCUGUCACCCAGCCCUCCAGGCCACUGCAAGGCCAGAAAGUGCCUUUCGGCUCGUGCCAUUGACCGCGCGAUGGCAACAACAUCUAUCUCAGCAGGGCGCGUGGCACCACCUGAAGUCAGCUAUCCGUGCCUGCCCGCCGCAACUUCGCGGGAGUCAGCCCCUCCUGCUGAUGCAAACAAGUCCGCUGGACUCGGAAUGGAAACCAGCGGGACUUCCCACCCUGCACCCUCACGAGUUGCUGGCGGCUGAUUACGACCCUCCGCCCUUGCCCUGGCUCUGA